UUCUAGUUUUAUUCGAAGUUGAACCUCAGCGAAGUGAUGAGCCGAUGAAAGCGAGUGAGCCGAGUGACCGCACGUAUAACCGAGUGUAGCGAGAGAGCGAGAGACUGUGUUUUGUAACUGAGGGUAUAGUAGCGAGCAAGAGAAGAAGGACAAGUGUGUGAAAUCGAGUCAGCCAGCCCAGACAGACCAGCCAUCUUGGAAAAAAGCUGAAAUUCGAUUUUCGAUUCGCUAAUUACCUAGUUUGUGCGCAAAUUUGUGAUCCUUUCGUCGGUGAAAACGAAACCCGUUGUGAUUUGGAAGCUAAUUUAUAAGGUUCUAAUUUAAGUUUGCAAUCUGUGCCGUAGUAGUUCGUUCUGAGGAGAUUCCCGACGACCGACAACCAACAUCGACCGUGUGCUGUGUGUAAGAGCCCCAUUUCAACGCCAACAGAAAAAGAAGAAGAAUCCACCAUCUUUGAAGUUUUGGGUUUUGCAGUCAGUAGAAGAAGAAAACGAAGCAGUACCACCAACCAAUAGAGCCAGCGGUAACAGCAGUUGGUGAAAAAGUGCAAAUUUUAGAAAUUCACUAACGGUGUGCAGGGUUUUGGUAUUUUUUGGUGUGGCUGCCACAGGCGAUUACUGCAGCAAGCUAAAGUGAGAAACUUGAACCGAUUUUUUCUGGCACUGUGAAGAAGUGCGUUGUAAGUGCGCCAGCAAGGGUGAAGUGAAAACUCGAGAAGAAGAAAACGAAGCAGAAGCAGAGAAAAAUUGUAUUUCAAGUCGAGUGUGUUUGCUGCCGAGUGGCACCUUUUACUGAACCAGUCAGUUCAAAGCUUGAUGUUGAAACGUUUUGAGACGACGUAUUUACACACAGUGGAACACAGAGUCCGUUCGUACAAACGAAUCCUGAGAAAAUGAGAAUAGAAGUUAAUUCGGCUGCGGAUUUUCUGAUGAAUUUGCUGCGAGUAAAAAAAGCAAAUCAGCUAUCCGAGAGCCAGCUACAGCAUUUCAAGGGUUCGUUAGAGCAGAUUUUGACGCGUCAUUUCGCACGCCAUUGGUAUCCUGAUGUUCCUACCAAGGGUUCCGGUUUCCGCUGUCUACGGAUCAACGGCAAAAUGGAUCCGAUUAUCGAGAAGGCUGGUAACGCUGCGGGUUUAAACUCGGUCGCACUUCGAAAGAUGCUACCUCUAGAGCUAACAAUCUGGAUCGAUCCGGAUGAGGUGUCGUACCGAAUUGGCGAGAACGGUACCAUCUGUGUGCUGUACGAUCAACAGCUAAGCCGUGCCAGUCCCUCGUCGGAUCUUGAUUCGACGGGUAGCAGUAGCUGUGAUGAAUUCAUUAUGGAACGAGUCGGCCGACUGGAUCUGUCGACGUCGUCAGAUAGUGGUACUAGUGUUAUGGUAGAUUUUAUGGACGCCAAUCCAUCGAAUUCGCUUGUAACGCAGAGCAAGCACAACAAGUACAACAACAAUCAUCAUCAUAAUAAUCAUCAUUACGUGAAGCGUCAUAACAACAGCGUCAGCUCGUCAUCCAGUGGACAAACUAGUCCACCGCUUAGUCCACCAUACAACGGCUACAACAAUAGCAACAACUUUAACAACAACAGAUAUCAACAUAAUAACCAACACAACAAUUUCUACUCGCCAUCCGUUCAUCAGCAGCAACCAUACUUCCCCUGGGACAACCAGUUCGUUAACAACAAAGUUCGUACGCAGUGUUAAGUUCAAAUACGAUGUACUGGUCCCAUUCGCUCGCCCUGGUUUGCAAAAAAAAAAAAAGGAUUACCAAUCCACUAAAAACUAUUCAUAUCAAACAUCUUAUGGGGGCAAACCAGGGGUGGGCGAAUAAAACCAUUCUCCAACAACAUCAUGGAUAGCAACACUUCGAGUUAGAGGGCCCCAUCUGCGGAGUGCGAGAAUUUACGUCAACGAGGACAACUUCUGAAUGCGGUUAGAACAUCAACCAAAUCAGGUAAUUCUUCAAUUACCAAACGAUCGAUACUCUAUUUAUGAUGAGAGUAAUAGGUAGUAGGUUAAGUCCAAAAUUGUAGAAGACAAUGGGAAAGCAUUUCAAGAUAAACCACAGUAACUAUAUAUUGUAACAUCUCCCAAACAUAGAACGAAAUUCGAUUAACUUGAAACGGAAGUGUUGCUGACUUAGAAACCACAUACAAAACUAUCCUUAAACUGAAUAACAAUCAUUGGAAAAAUCACACAAUAACCGGAAAACCAACCCGCAUGGAACUGAACAAGGCAUAACGAAUAAACGGAAAACUGAAACAGGAAUCUAUAUGUAAUAAUUAUGGUGUAGAAAUAUUGCUUCAAAGCUGCGAACGUCAAGUGGGGAAUCUUCCCCAACUAUGAAAAUACCGUGAAAUAGAAACGAAAGGAUUGUGAACCAAGAAUGCGCUUUUACAACACAGGCUGCUACAUUCAACUGAAGAAAAAAUAAUAAUCGUACAAUCGUUUAGAAAUAAAAGGUCAUCUGCGUCGUAACGAGAGAGAGGGAAAAAUAGGCAUCUCGCGCGUAUUUUGCAUUGUAGGAUAGUUAGAGACGAACGUUAGGCAACAACAAAUCGAAAAGGGUUUAUCAAGAUCGAGUGAUAGGAUAGCUUAGGGAUUCUCCCAUUCAUCCAUUACCCCCUUGUAUCCAUAUUGCCAAAUGUUGAAACAAAUGCACAAAAAUGGUCUUGGUUGCUAUCGCUACUAAUGUGGGAUGAUUCUAGUCGCUGCUUCGCUUUUUGACUGUUCAAAAAUUGAUGUGUGGCUAAUUUAGGGCUUACGAGAGCUUCAAAAUGGUUCCACAUUGAGCUUUACCAGUUAACAAGCAUGGUGCGUAUCUGGGCGACUUAGAAACGUAGAUUGAAUAUAUGCAUUUAAGUCGAACUGAUCUGUGCUUCUGCUUCUGCACGGACAGUGAGUUAAUCGCUACAUAAAUUUGCUCGCAGUUUGCUUCUUCUGCUUCACGGCUUUGUCGUGUUUCCUACUUCUUCCUUCGGUUAUGCAACGGAUCUUGGAAGAGCUCAUUUCCUUUGUUCGUUUUAAACGGUUUUUCAUCGCCCAUCUUUCGAUCGUAUCGAAAUUUCCUGUGACUACUUAAAAAUAUGAUCACCUGUUGUUUCUGUUUCUUUUACUUACUUUUUUCGAUGGAGCUUCCAAAGUGGAAAACGUGAAGCAAAGAAGCAUACAGGCGACAAAGGUUCAGUUGGCGAACUAGCAACCAAGAGACCAGAACACCUUUUAAGCGGAUGCGACGUGUACGGUAGUGACGAGUAAGUGGCAGGGAAAAAGGUCAACCAUUGAAUAAGAGGAGCGAGAGAGUAGAAAAGGAUCGAAAGCCAUAAAUUUUAACAUCUGAAAUGUGUUUCGAAACUCGUCCCUGGUGGUACGAUACGGGCCCCGUAGACGAUAAUGAUAGUCUCUAUUGAGCAAAACAAAAAAAAGUUGCUAUUCAUCGUUGCAGCAAGAAAAAAACUAGUUUUUUUGAGAUCGCUUUAUUGGUAUUGGUGUAAGUUUGAACUUCGGCCGACCCGUCCUCGUUUGUGUGUUGGUGUUCGUGCGUACGUCGUCUUCGCCUUCGCUACCAUCGGGCAACCAUUGGUAGACGUGAGCAAAAUAAAGAAGACGAAAAUGGGCAUUUGUUUUUGUCUGUCUCCUUUAUCUUGCUCUUGCUCGGUGGUGGAGUUCGUGUUUCGUGGAUAUAAUUCAUUGCUUCUUUUUCUUUGCCGUUCAACGAACGUGUCUACUACUAAAUUACAUUGGUGCACGGGCUCUUCAUCGCUGCAGCCGUUUCGUUUCCAAUUGAGCCCUCCGGGGCUUCGCCAUUGUUGAACGUUGAACGGCUACGUGAUUGACUGUUCGUGUGGAGGUGUUUACUAUUUUUGCGGCGAAUGUUUGCACCAUAGAUUGGUGUACUACUUAUUGCCAACAUUAAACACCUAUACAGAUUUAUUAUUAGGUAGAUGAACGUCUCAAGCUUUGCUCUGUUUCAAAUCUGGUCGCACAACUACUAUUCGCACAGACGACGAAGUAGGCUAGACAAGAGGGUUGUGUAAGCUGUGGUGUUACCAAUGACAACUCAGCAACAUGGCUAGCUGCGGUUGAACAUUACCACUAAUACAAUAGAGCGCAGUAGACGGGCCGGGUUGCCUCGAGCACCGUACAUAGGUAUCGUGAAAGGUGCAGGCUUUCAAUACUACUACGAAGUCGUGAGCAGCGGGGGUUGAGCAUACGAGAGGAAGUCAUCAGCACUAUACUCUGCGAUGAGUCAUCCCUCGGCGCCUUUUGCCACCGUAGUAUUAUAGAUCGUUCGGCUUGAGAGAUUGGUUUCGAAACACAUUUUCCAAAAAAAUGGCUGAAUCCAUCGACCCAGCCAACUGUGCGAUAACUUAUAAGGGAAAUCGAGGGAAAUGAAGAAAUCAUUUUAUAAUCGUAAACAAUACAAAGACCCACCGUCCAACAAUAAAAUCCCGUUUAGGGAAGCAAGUUGAACAUCUAGCUAGAAACCAAGCAAGAAGGAUGCGACGAGAAGAACCAAGGAAGGCAACCUAACGUGGAACAAAUUCUAUACAUUAUAUGUAUAUUCCAUAGUUUUUUUUUUAAAUCGUUGAUAAUCUCUACAUAAAGUGGUUUAGGUUCAACUUCCUGAGUCUUUUUCGAAAAUUUGAACAACGCCAGCUCGGGAUCAUUAGGAUUAGAAUAAGGCUUCCUGGUGGGAAAGGUUGCAUGCGGUAAUGAGCGAACGAAUGAACGAUUGGCAUGAGAGAAGGAACGGUACAAAGUCGUUACACUAUUGUCAAUUUUAAUAGCUUUAUCCGCGAUUAUGGUGGUGUGGAAGAGAAGAGGCAUUUGCUUGCCGUAGUCUUCCGCGUUGGGACGAGCAAAAGUGCUUGCGAAUAAAUACGAAACAAAUCAACACACAUCCAACUAACGAACGAUCUCUCUUUGAAGGCAGCAGAGUACGCAGAGUGGGAUAGAAGAGGCUAACAGCUAACGCGAACGACGAGUGCGGAAACUGGGAAAGAGGCUGAACAAACUGCAGCAUAGCUAGGCUGGCUAAGCUAUCGCUUCAACUUGAGCUGAGCUCAAGCGGGCUUGACUUUGCGCGCUCCGCUAGGCGGCAGUGAUUAAUUUGAAUGAUAUUGAGCUGCAAACGUGAUUUCCUAGUUGGGAGUUGCGAUUCGUGGGGGUUCGAAGCGGCAACCGCUGCUGGGCAAUGGGGCUAUCUUUUUCGUGAAAUGCUCAAACUAAAGGGCAGAUGUUGUCGGAAAGCUAAAAUUUCACUAAACAUUUGAGUUUCGAAAGUAAACCGAGAUUAAACAUGAUUCCAAUAUGUUUAAUAUGAUCAUUUUUUAAAUACAAAUCUACGCUAAUAGUUGCCAUUUUUUGGUAGGGAUGGCGAGAUCUGGCGGUUGGCUUAUGUCGUUUGAUAACAAAUUGAUUAGAUCGAUCAUCAAACCUAUCGAUCAGCUGUCCAACGCCCUGAGCCAAACGUCAGAUUGUUUGAUCAGUACCAGAGAGCGAGCUUGCUUGUGGAGUCCAUUAGAAGCAAGUGAGCUGUAAGACUAAUGAGUAUUCAAAACCUUCCCAAAAACAUUACUUCAGCUUUCUUAAUUUGUAACCAGGAAAAAAGCAUGCCAAAACUGGUUCCUUGUCAGCUGGACCCCACCAAAGUUUGCGUGCGAAAGCUGCGGGGAUCUCGCAAUAUCCCCUUCGGUGGCUUAAUUAAUGAGGAAAUGUUCGGAAAUCAGCCACUUUUCCUACGUCGAUCACCUGAAAACUGCUUUCCUCGACCACCGACAGGCCGACUACAGCGCGUGCAUUCAAACUGCUCGCCACAGACCUGACAGUCGCUGUUGUGAAACGCCGUCCGCGUCCGGAUUUCACCUGGCCGAUUGUCAGUCCGUCAUUGCGUUGCCAUAUUUGGUCCGCGACGGUGCGACGACAGAAGAAAUCGCAUCUCGACGAUCAGCGACAGGGUGAAAUCAGGGCUGGCGUCAGUACCGAUGCUUUUAACUCAGUAGGCGCCGGAACAGAUGCGCUGCGAAACAAUAGAGAGCCACGGGGUUCAUUUACGUCGAACAAUGGAAAGGAGCGAUAAAUUACGAACGUUAAACUCUCUUUUGUUUUUCAGCAGUGAUGUGUAGGUGUAGAAUGAUCCGCAGAAGGUUUACAACUAACACUUCACUACUCCCACAUUCCUAUUGUUUUUCUUGCAUAAGGCUUUGAUGGUUUUAAUGCCUACGCGUUUUAAAAUAUAAAGCACACGCUCGUUUAAAAUUUGACGUUACGAACGCAAACUCACAAAAAACAAUUCAGUUUAAAUAUAGUUGGUCCUUGGGGGAUCAUGUUUCUAUUCUAGUCCGGUGAGUGAUUUGUCAUUCGAAAUUACCACAUUUCAACAGUUUCUUACACAUGUACGUACGUCUCGCUUCGAGGGGUCCAAAAAAGGCCGUCAGAUGACGAAAAAAAAAUGGCGAAUCCGCUACCGUUUGCGAAUGCAAUGGCGGCGGCGGCGUUGCGUGACUUCGCCUCGUUUUUUUUUUCGUUUGCCGAUUUGCAUUUCAUUAGCGUUUAUAAAUUACCUUUUUCGCGUUCGUUUUCUCCCUAUGCAAUGAAAGGUUUUCGUUUGCUCUUCGGAGUGGAAAAUUACCACGACCAUCGAUGAGAUAAGAGCUCGUCUCGUCAAGUCGAGCGCGGUUGCGAUCGCAGCAGUCGCUUUUAGCUUGCAUGCUGUCAUUCAAGUUUGAAUUUGACGUUUCGCUCAAAUGCGAAAAUAAUAUCGAAGAAUUUGUCCAAUGCGAUAUCGCGCAAGCACAAGCGCUGCUUUGUGGCCGCGAGUGACCUAAAACGUGACGUAUACUUUGUUUGCGACUGACAACGCGGCGCUUCAAUCCGGUUCUAAGUAGAUGCGCAUUGCCAUUAUUUCACGUCGUUCGUGCGUGUAUGAGUGUGACGCCAAUCUAGUUAGCCUCGGAUCGGAUUGCUGACGACCGUUUGACGUCACAAGCAGGGGAGCAACAGCGUUCGAGGUUUGUUUCUAGUUAGAAUGUUGUUUUUUUUUUGCGGUGAGAGUACGAGCGAUUGUUUUCCGCUGAUUAUUAUCGCUUUACUGACGGGAGUAGCAGUAAGCGUGGGAAACUCUGUAAACUCACCAAAUGAUUGCCACUUUUGCUUUCAUCGGACCGAAGCCAAUUAGCGCUUCGGAGAACGUGUACAACUCGAUCGCCAUCUUGAAAUGUAUGUUUUUUUUUACAAAACCACUCAGCAUGCUACGUCUAAAGAGCGGACAGUGGAAUAGAAAGACUACACAACUGUAAAAGCUGCAAAUCAAGAAAUUACGCCUCUAGAAACUAGCGAGAUGCGCAAUAGAACGGAAGGAGGAACGGCCGAUGGCUGGAUAAUCAUCUUCUUUUAGCUGGAAUGCACGGCAAUGGCGACGAUAACGACUGUAAUCGAAUCCCAAAGUCAGCUCAAUGUCAGCAGUUCUCCACUCUCGAAGCGUAUUUGCGCACCCGAAUGCCCUCGAGCAGCGCCACCUGCACCCCUCUGCCUUCAAAACAAAACACAUCAACUUGUAUAAUAUUCUUGAACCUGUGAUGACUUUCUAUAUUUUUUUUGUUAUUUUUGUAUAAAAAAUGAUAUACUAAAAGUAAGUUUAUUUUGUACUUCCUUUGUAAAUAGAUCGAUAUUUUUUUUUGGAUUUAAGAAAAGAUAGAGGGCUUCAAUUGAUCCUACUUUCAAAAACUUCCUGUAUACUCACUCACUUACUGGCUGUUCGUUUUUAAGUAUGAAAAUUGUAAUCCCAAAAAGGUGAUUUUGAUUGAGCUAUCUUUUCUUAGCAGAGUGUACAUUUAAUAAUUGCAAAAAUAACUUAACAAGACUGACUUUGUACCGUUCCGCGUGGGUAACGAGGAAGCCGAUUCGUUUAGUGACCCGAAGUAGGCAUGUUGAUGAAUAGCGUGACAAUUGUUUCGUUUGCGAAUCAAAACACUAGCUUUAAGGUUUUAUAAGUUUAUAUUAGGUAUGUAAAUGUUUUGCGAAACACGAAAAAAAUAACUGAGAACAGUGGAAACUAAGAGGAUAAACACACACACAGAAACAAAGUAAACGCCGCGGAAAUGUAAUGAAGAAUCGUUAAUUUACUAACGACUGCCAUUUUAAGCAUAGUGAAAACAAUUUAUCCCCAAUUGAGCAAAAGAAUGGGAACCUGGGUAAGACUUAUACAAACACAAAAUGUGAAAUCGUGAAUCUUCUUCGGAGAGAACGAAUUUUAGCAAACCUCUUUUUACGUUUUUGUACAUAUAUCGACAUUUUUACGAGAUUGUAAAAAUAUUUACAAAAAAAAAACUUUUGAAAGCAUGCGCGUAUUCACCGUUUGUGCAAUGAUCCACGACAUAAGUGUAAUAACAUCUACUUGUGGUGAUUUUACAGAUUGACUGUGGUUGCCAGUGCAUUUUUUCCGGCGCUGGUGCCUACGGUUUACUGUCCAAUCGCCGAAUGCCCUUAGCCGGCCCAUUUAUCGGAAAAUUUUCGGAACAACUAUCAACUCUUGUAGGGUUUGUGCUCCGUGAUUUUGAGCUUUGACCAUUACCGGUCCAACGUUGGCAACGUAACGCAGGCUCAAGGAAUAAAAAACAAAGAAAAACGGCACCGCUUCUGGGAACCUUGUUGUUCAACUGUGAUUGCUGUAUGACAAAUGAUGCGUAACUUCAGUCUACUUUUUGUUGUUUAUCAGCGAUUUUUGGCUAUUUUGAAAUUGUUAAUUUUAGCGUUAUGUAAUAAACAUAUGCUGUCUAUGCUACUUCAAAACAUUUUCAGUGUAACAAAAUUACAGGAUUUCUUCUCUAUCCCUGUACUUCAGCUGCUAAUAUUUAUGCUGGUUAUUAGUAAUACGUUGCAACGUAUGCAACUGAUAGCUUAAUUAUCAGUACAUGGUAUCAAAUAUUUGACUGGGACCUGACAGCACUCCAAACAUCUGUUUGAAUAUUAGAGAAAUUCUGUCAGUGUCACACAAAUGUUUGGACUGCUGUCAGAUCCUUUCGAAUUACUUGACACCGUAUACUACAUGCUUUAGUAACCAUCACGAAUAUCUGCAGUUUAGUUGCACGAAGAGAUAAGAAACGCUGAUACCAUGUUUACUGUAAAUAUUAUGAAUUUUUGAAAAUAUCUACAGUUUACACGAUGAAAGAAUGAACAUCUCUUUGUCGUCUAAAGUUUUUCAUUCUUAUUUCAUGCAUUUCCUAUUCUUUCAAUGUUUUGCAAAAAAUCAUCAAAUUUUGAAUUUUUUUACGCUUUGUAAAAACGGGUGUUGCGAAAAUACUCUUCAAUCGCCAUGGUAACGUCGCUCGCUUGCUUUAACAAACAGUGUUGGCUUCUAGUGAUGGGAGCAAGCAUUUUGGCGAAAGUGACUCAUCUCUCUUUUUUCGGAUUUCUCGCAGCUACAUGCUUGCGCGCAUCCAAAAGACCACCGCAACGCCAGACAGUUGUUCCCCGUUUGGACAUGUUUGAACGUGUUUUUUUUUUCUUUCAGUACUGGAGUCCACUGCACAUGUCUUCUUUUGUAUGAACAGUAUGUACAAGUUACGCUCAUUUGUCAUUUGCUUAUGUAAAUUUGCAGAUAUCGGGCAAAUUGGAACAAAAUUAGGGAAGAUGUGCUGAACUGUGAUUUUGUGAUGUAAAUUUGAGUUAAGAAUUUCGUUUCACUCCAUUAUUAUCGGUGGGGCUGAAAUUGAGUUGGGAACAAGAUUUUCCGUGCUUGCAGACGAAAGUCCGGUAGAGAUGUAUCCGAUGUCUCUCAUGGGCGAAAAUAUGGACUGACUUUAAUAGUAGGAACAAAAACAAAAUGGUAGGAAUCAAUUUACAAGUGGUGCAAAAUAGAUCAUAUAUGAAUGUUAAAAAACGAUUCUGAAGGGAAGAGCCGACAAUGGCAAGAAUAUUUUCCGGUACCUGGGCAAAGUGCGUGAACGUGAUUUAGCUGCUAGGAGAUCUCUGCGCGCCGUGAUUCGAGCGCGGAGAAACGAAAAUGAAAACUAAAAUCGUGAUAUUUGAAAGUCAUACUUAUUAGUUUAAGGUCUCUUUGUGUGUAUUCCGAAACUGGAACAGAAUCAGCUAAUAUAUAAAUGUGUAUACAGAACGUGUCUGUCGCGCGUAUUAUGUGGAACAAGUCAAUCAUGUUUAUUUAACAAAACGCCAACAACCACUCCACAUCAACAGCAAAAAGUACUAGCGAUAGAAAAAGUGAGAAAAUGGAUGAUUUUUUUUAUAAAAACAAAUGGCAACAUCAACAACCCUGAAAAGUCUGAGAAUGUUUAGUUAGCUUUUUUUUCUUGAAUAGGAACAAGCAGAGAGAGGUUAUAUUAGGAGGAAGAUCAAGAUUUGUUGUGAUUAAUAAAAUAAACUGAUUAGUAGAAAAAUGAUGACCUACAAGAACGCUUAUUGAAUAUAUUUGAAUGUGAUACUAUAUAUUUUUAUACAUUUGGAUACAAAUGCAAAACGGCUAAGAAACGAGAGACAUCAGUGCUAAAUUUUUAACCGCAAUCGUCAAAUCCAACUAAACCAGUACAAUAAAAGCUAGCAUGAACGCAUAUAGAGGUUAUAUACAAAACAGAUACACAAACAUCAAUAUCAAGAAAAUGACAUACGCUACGAAACCGAGAAACCUGGAUUAACACAAGACCAUACACAAUAACAUUAACAAAUGAAAAAGCAAAAAAAAAUAACCAUCAGUCCAUUUGCCACGAAGAAAUGGAAAAACCAACAGAAUUGUGAUCGUUAAUACAUGAAAGCAGAAGCGUAAGAGUCCAACCUAGAGAUAUCAGCUACUUUUUAUAUUGCAGAGAAAGAGAGUUAAAAUUCUAUUUAUAAAAAAAAUAUUAUCACAUUCAUGGAUAUAUUUACCAGUAAUCAUUUUUUGAAUAAGAAUAAAAAACCAAAGCAAGAAACAAAAAAAAAACAACGCGUUAUCACAGUUUUAAAAUUAUCCGAAUUCUGUCAUUUGUUUUUACCUCCGUGCCAACCAGUUAUCAUCAUCGUCGACGGAAAGUUCCUAAAAUUUCCUGUGAAAAAAAAACAGCUGAAUAAAAUGCGAACGGUUUUUCGUUUUUUCGGGCAACCUUUUCGCCAGAAACUCGCGAAUUCGUGACAUUCGAAGCUGGUAAAGUCGUGAUUUCGCAUAAAACACGGACUCAUCGAUUUUGCGUUCUUUUUUUCAUUUUCUUGUUCGCUAUCAGCAGCCAACGAUCGAUUCCCCAGGAAGAAAUCAAACGUCACCCCCUCAGUCCCAAGAGAGCAGUUUGUUAAUUGUUGAGGUUGUAGGUUUUUGAAAGACGCCACCGCCGCCAUGUUCGAUUUUGGACGGAGGUCAGCGGCCAUUGCGAAGGUUCGCUUCAAAUUCGUUUUGACGUUCCACUUGUCAAAUUUGACAGCCAUUGGCGCUCGUCCUUGGUCGAAUGUUCCGUUUAACCACUGCUGUUUCUACCAUUAACAACCAAUUUCCGACUCGAAUGUUUCCGAAGAGUUUGUUUUGUGCGUAAGUGCUAGUCAAGUGUUAGAAUAAUUUGUGAGAGCAUAUAGUUCCUAAAGUGUGUUUCGUCUUCCCGUGGAAUCGGUUGGUUUGCUGAGGUUUUCGUCACUCGGACCGAGGUGAAAGCAAAUGACAUUUUUCAUAAACCAACUGAAAGAAGAUCAGAGAACUCAGAACUCGUGUGAUUGUCGGUGUGAAAAUCGGUCUUAUAAAGUUUGCUCUAUUCUGUUAGUUUGUGAACGGAAAAGGUCUAUUCACGAUCCAGAACCAGACCGUUUGGAAGGUCGUGGUGAAAUACUCGUCGGUGGAAAAAUAUUGUUUUAAAUAUUUUUACGAUCGAAGAGAAUCGUCAGAAAGGGGAGGGAGUGUAUAAGCUUUUAUAAUAUUUAAAUACAGAGUGGAAUCAUUCGUUGAAGUUCCAUGAUAUACAUACGAAAGAAUACAUUCAUACACAAACAUACCUUCAUCGCAAGAGUUAGCCAACCAAAUCAAAAACUGUUCGAAAGAGAAGAUCGUGGUAUAACCACGGGUAGAUUGUGCGUGUAUUUUGUGGCUUGGAUAAAGAUGAUGGGAAACGAUGAAAAGAAGAGGUAGCAAAGCAUAAGACUUUAAUAAUCAAAACGUACAAAUUACUUAGUAACUCGUUUUUAUAUAGAACAACAUAUAUAAGCAGAGAGGUACUGACCACAAACGAAAGAGGAAUGUAAGAAGCUAGCAGAGCAAAAAUAUUAUGAAAGUUUAUGAGACAACCGAUACUACUACCCGCCCCGGUGAAAUAAUAAAUUGUUAAGAAAGUCCAUCUUUUGAUUUCAAUACGGUUCAAGGACCGUAAUUUUAAAAUAGUUAGGAUUCGGUUAAAAUCUUUAAACAAUGUCGUGCACAGAAAAGUAAAAUUUUGCUGAUGUUGUUGUGGAAUUUUCGAAGAUUUUUCAACAAACUUUGUUAAAAAAAGUAAAUUCUACAACAAAGUAAGCAUUAAGGAACAAAAUCUCAUUUAUUUUUCCGUGUAGGUAGUGACACUCAGAGAAAAAUAUUCAAAAAACCAGAACUCAAUGGAUUUAAAGACAUAAGUAGUUCUUCUCAGAUACCGCAAAAUUUCUGUGAAAAUUUGUUUUGACAAAACAAUAGAACGACGAUCUACAUUUUCCAAUUAAGACAAUUUUGCUGAUAUUUGAGAUAACAGUUGUGUGCAUAUAUUGAGCU
Molecule: messenger RNA, 12704 nt
Organism: Aedes aegypti (yellow fever mosquito)
Lineage: Eukaryota; Metazoa; Arthropoda; Insecta; Diptera; Culicidae
Gene: Tob
Product: protein BTG1
Exons: 1
Coding region: 893-1699 (268 amino acids)
Biological process (GO): negative regulation of mitotic cell cycle; negative regulation of cell population proliferation
Cellular component (GO): cytoplasm; nucleus
Source: RefSeq, a predicted model, not a curated record